AGUUCCCACGGUAUCAAACCGCCCCGUUAUACUCGUAUCCGUUUUAAUAUGCGCCUCCUCAUCGAGCGAAACCGUUGUUCUUAUUUUCAUGGCAUCACAUAGUCCGUGAGGGUUGAAGUUUUGCAAGAACGAGCAUACAUACACCUGACGAGCGAAAGUCAAGAUGUCUUCCUCCACGACAACCUCGAGCAAGAAGCAGGUUGGUAUGAGAGUGCACAUCUCCCCCUCCCCCCUCAUUUGAAUGGCAUAAACAGCAACGCAAGUGCUGGUAAAAAUGCAGCUUUGCAUGACAAACUACUCGCGACCCAGUCUAGUGCUGUUUCGGCUUCCGAAAUCUGUAAUGCAAGAUGUGCCAAAGAGAAAUGAAAAGGGGGGACUUGGUAUUUUGCAUGACAAACGAGGGGAAGGGGGAGUUGUGCAUUGUCAUGGCUGGCGGUUACAUCCUCGACAAAAAGAUCGGGAAGGGCAGCUUUGCGGAAGUUUGGAAGGGCCGCGUGGAGCAAACUGGGGAAUUAGUUGCGGUGAAAGUAAUUUCCCGGCAGACCGUGCAAGAGACCGCGCAGCUGAAGCAGGAGGUGGCGGUGUUGAAAAAGCUCCAAUCCCCCCACAUUGUUCGGUUCCGGGAUUUGAAAAAAUCCGCGAGCUAUCCUGUGUAAAAACGUACCCACACCAUAGUUGUCAUGCUACUCUGCAUGCUUAAAAUGUUUCUCAUGCGGAGCCCCAUGAGAAGCAUUUUCUAAUGCGGUUUGGAAAUCUGUCAUGAAGUCGUGGGGCCGACAGUUCCGUAAGAUGCAUCGCGACCCUGCGCGUGAAAUCUUUACUCCCCGCACACCUGCGACCACACCGCAGCGACGCAGAUUGAAGUGUGAGCGACUACAGCGGGAGAAGCAAAAUGAGACGGAGGCGUGGCUCCACAUGCCCCAGCCCAACCCGUUCCUUGAUAUCAGCCCCAUGCUGAUGGUCCCGGCUAAGACAAUUGCUGAGAUCGAGGCGAGGGAGGACCAGCUAGAAAGCUUCUUCCGAUUUUGGACUCCCACCCUGCAGCGAGUACAGAGGCUCCCUACAGCUUACCGCCGACCACGCAGUAACAGCUUCACUCCACCCAUCCACUCCAGACCCAGCAGCCCGCAGACACUGCAAGAGUGGCUGCAUUGUGUGUAGUAGGUAGACCUCGCCAGUUUACAUCAAGCAUUCCAAUAAAACGAAAACAUUUACAGGAAACAGCACGGGAGUGUGCUUGCUCAAUAAACAAUUUAAAGUAGUAGAUUAUAGUAGCUUUCAUUUUCUUCCCUUUUCAAUUUUCGACUUCAUUUUGUUAACUUCGUGACUGUCUUCUCGUAUCUAUCUAGUAUUUUGUCGCGCAGAGCUUUUCUUUGAACUCGACUUCCUCGGUUUAGCCACAUUUUAGCAACAGCUGAGCAAAGGCUCUUCCUUCGUUCUUUAUGCAGCAUCAAAAGCACCAGCUAGACUAAGAUCUUCCGCGGGACUAGCACUGUAGGCGCGCACUGCUGUUGCAGUGGUUUUUCUAAAAAAAAAAAAAAAUAAAAAACAGUAAGACGCCACGAGAGACAGUGACGACCCCCGACGGACUCGAGGCCUGGUAUAAAGGGAAGGGGCUGUUAGUGUAUGACGCGGAGCUAUACUGGUUUUCAGCCUUUUCAAUUAAGAUAUAAGACGCCCGAACUUUUAUGGAAAGCUUGCUAUUGCUCGGGUUUGUUUAUCCUUUAUCUUCUCAGGCAGUGCAAGUCGCAACGCAGUCAAGUAGAAGUAGACCUGGCGAGGGCCUAUCCCACAAGUUUCGCUUCGAAGUAGUGCGAUCGUGACGUGAGCAGCGCUACGAGGGGAGUGGAGCUCGACGUAGAUAGCCGGGAAGACGGCGGUAGUUCUGCGCACGAAUCUGACACCCCUCCUGACAAGGCCUACCAAAGUGCCUACCCACACAUCUAGACGCCGAGGACAGUAGAACAGCACUGACGAUGUCAGACGAGAACAGUAGCCCGCUGCAGCGGGUACGUCUGUGCUUCGAUUCCCCACAAGACAGCCCGCUCCAGGUCCAAGAUGACGCGCCACCGUGUGGUGAAGAGGGAAGCUGGACGACAUCGGUCCAGGCGUGCACGGAGCAGAACCAUAUGCCGGCUAAUCCGUUCGUCCAGCUCCCUGAAACACCUUCAUACGAUCUCGGACUUACCCAGGAAUCUACAAUAUUCCAAAUCGAGCGAUUGCUGCUGACGCGCGCGAACUCUACGGACGACCCCACGCAGCGAAUAGCAAGUUCCGCACCCUCCUCAUUUUCUGCUCCUUCGUCGUCACGUCCGGAAACUGAGUCCAUGUCUACCAGCAACUCCACUGGCUCCCCAGCUUCACCCUGGGACACAACACGCGACUACUGGGAGUUUUCCAUCCGCUGGCACUUCGUGCCCGGAUACGGAUGGGCUAUGGAAGACUCCGUUGAUCGAGCAAAUGCCGAGGUGCUGCAGAUGGAACUAGAUGGACUACUGGGCCCGUUCAGCUGCCCGCGACCAUCCUCGUACCGGCAACCAGACUGGUACUAGAGCCAAAGAAUUACACCGUGCUGCCCAUAGUCCUCCUCCUACCACUACUAACCGACACGAACAAGAAUACCAACCUGGUGACACAAGGCGCAAAGAAUGAACAAAUUAACGAACAAGAUAAUGAACAAGAUAAUGAACCGCGAAAAACAGUCAUCUGUACAAUUUUUUGGAGAACCGAACAACGACGAGGAACAACGACGUAAAACAACGAAGAAGAACAACGACAAGAGACAAUAGAGAUCAGAGCAUGAGAAUUUUCAUUCUAAAGUCAGAAUGUUCGCGCCCGGCGGUUUUCUUUGGGGUACCAUCUCCGCUGGCCCUUUGGUCACCGGUGGUUUUCUUUGGGGUACCAUCUCCGCUGGCCCUUAGGUCACUGACGGGUCUUUCUGCGUUGCCGUUCAUAGCGGUUCUACGGCGGGCCUUUCUGCGUUGCCGUUCCUAGCGGUUCUACGGUAGGUCUCUACGCAUGUUCGUCCCGGUGGUGUGGCUGGCGGGUUUCGGUUUUUUACCCGACUGGGCCUUCACUGUCGGAUGUGUCGCCUGGGCACGCGCCCCGUGACUCAUCUGGGUUUGGUCCCCAACACCGCUUCUUUUCCGUGCUCCGACGGUUGUAGGUUUCUACCUUCCUCGGGUGGUUCUCCUUCGGCGGCGGUCGCUCGGCUUCGUCUCUUGCGUGUUUCCCGGGUCCCCUCCCGGGAGGUACCCUUUUUCACCUCGGCCUUUCGGGCUUCGUGGGGGGCCGGGUUGUUUGUGGGUCCCGUUCUCCCUCCGCGGGUGGCGGGGCUGAGGGUCCUUUCCUUCGGCCCGUUGUUCUGUUUCGCGGAUGCCAUGACGGUUGUAGGUCUUUGGUUCCUCUGGUGCUGGCUUCGCUUCUUCUCCUCGUGUCCCCGGCAUCUUACUCUUGCUCUGCUUUUGCUGGUCCUGCUUUUUCUCUCCGUCUCCUCCUUCCCUCAUGUCCCCAACAAAGCAAGGUUUCCUGCUGCGCUUGGGUCUCCACUGUCGUUCUUGACGGAGCCCUUUUUGGCUUGCGGCCCAAAGUUCAAAAAUCUAUGAUCUCUAUUCUCCAGGGCAGGUAAGAAAACGGUCUUUAUGUACACGCGAGGUAUCGUGUACGUGCAAUCAUGUUCUUUUCCAAACAUCACCAGGAACUUAGAACUACGCAAGACUACAUAUUUUUUUAAAAAAUUAGCGCACAAUGAUGAAUCUAUGGUUUGCUUCGGGUCUCGGUCUUUAUACACUUCGUCUGUGACCGAGAUGCGUACAAGCAAAAAGCUUCUCGUGACUGAAAGCGCGCAGUAGUGUAGUACAAAAGUAUGGAGUUGAACUUAUAGAGGUAUAAUUUGUAGUAGUCGUUGCAAGAAAAAAAGUAAACACUCAAUGAAUAGUUCUACGAUCUCGUGAUGAGAAGUGCACGCUAUCACUCGGUACGUCUUUCGUGUGAAUGCGUUGAACUACGUCAAACUAUCCUCUGAAAAACUUCGUUGAAAUACUCUCGCUGCACGACCUACCAACGGUAGUAGAUAUUUUUUCUCGUUAUGCUUGCUCUGGCCGCUACGCCUGCCCUUUGUCGCUUCGCUCUGAUUGACCUGCGGGUUCCAAUCUCUUGCUUCGCGGUCUUGUUGCGGUUGGCCUGCUGGCUCCAACCUGGUUGUUUACUUUGCUCUGCCUUGUUUUUCAGUGGCUUGUCUGCUGGCAGACGGUAAAGAGAUUAUCCUACAGUGGUGAGCAUGCACCCUCGGGCGCUGUAGGUUUGGUCAUCUUUCUCUUUACGCGAGCACCUACCCUUCUUCUGUACCUUUUAUGGUAUGUUGGCCCAUACCAGUACAGUUCUCGGUCGGGUAGGACCCCGGGUGGCGGUAGUCUGCUUCUUGUCUUGAUAUUUUUGCUGCUGCUGGGCUGCCCUGCUUGCGCGCCUUUCUCUUCUUCGAUGCUGCUCUCGUUUUCCUCGUACUUGACCAGCGGAUAGAUGCGUAACAAUUCGUUGCUCUACCCUCUGUUGCCCAAUCGUGACUCUACCCUCUGUUGCCCAAUCGUGACCAUGCCCGUAGGAACUACUUUAAUACUGUCUCUACGACUUUUGACUUCAUUCAUAACCUUCAAAUGUAUUCCUACCUAACUUGUAUUUUUUGUUUUUUCUCUGUACGAUUGGCCAAAGCGCCACCGGGACAGCCUGCCCGUAGACCACCGAUGUCAUGCGCCAAUCAGCAUGAGAUACUAGAUCUGUAAUGCUGCUUAGCUAGCUCAAACAGCACUACACUACGCGUCCAAAUUUGUCAUGCGAAACAGCCAAAGCUUAUGGAUUUGUCUAGCGGAUUUCCCAUCUUGACUCUGGUGUGGGGACAUUUUUACUCAGGAUA
Amoebophrya sp. A120 is the source of this 4909-nucleotide messenger RNA. The record is from the annotation of a GenBank genome assembly. NCBI's taxonomy places the organism in Eukaryota, Dinophyceae, Syndiniales, Amoebophryaceae.